Clunio marinus is the source of this 276-nucleotide messenger RNA. The record is from the annotation of a GenBank genome assembly. Lineage: Eukaryota; Metazoa; Arthropoda; Insecta; Diptera; Chironomidae.
AUGACUGCUUUGAAUCCAAAAUUUUCUGUCAACUGUUUUGACUUAGCAAUAUUAGAACUAAAUGAAACAAAUACCUUAACUCCGAGUUACUCGAGAACAAUAGAUUUGUGUGAAUCUGCUUUGAAAGUAGCAGCAAAAACAAUGACGAAGCUUCAAUCCCGCUUCCAACUUUGUAAUCUCAAAUUUUUCUUAACCAUCGCUUUUUCUGUUUACUUGCUUCAACCCGCAUCUGACAGAAAACCCUUUCUUUGUUCAUUUAAUUACAGAAUGAUAUAA